This is a messenger RNA of Ambispora gerdemannii, 324 nucleotides long. Lineage: Eukaryota; Fungi; Glomeromycota; Glomeromycetes; Archaeosporales; Ambisporaceae. The record is from the annotation of a GenBank genome assembly.
AUGAACUACCAAACACUUUCAUCUGCAACAUAUCCUAUGCUCAUCUCUGUUAUACCAAUAUAUAACCAUUUAAUAGAUGGACUUGAAACAUAUUGCGAUAAGUUUGAUGAUUCUAGUGAUAUAGUAAUUACUAUUAAAGCGAGCUUAAAAAAGCUAGAAAUAUAUUAUACAAAAACAGAUGAUACAAUUAUAUAUACAAUUGCUACUAUACUUGAUUCACGGUUAAAGCUAGAUUAUUAUAUUGAUAAUAAUUGGAAACAAAAAGUUGAUGAUAGUAAAGAUAAGAAUGAUGAUGAAUUUUUAGAUCAUAUUUUUGGUAAAUAG